Messenger RNA from Etheostoma spectabile (orangethroat darter), 1578 nucleotides. It is a transcript of the gene becn1, whose product is annotated as beclin 1, autophagy related. The record is from RefSeq and is a predicted model, not a curated record. Lineage: Eukaryota; Metazoa; Chordata; Actinopteri; Perciformes; Percidae. The coding region runs from base 141 to 1484 and encodes 447 amino acids. The transcript is spliced from 12 exons. Gene Ontology annotation, cellular component: phosphatidylinositol 3-kinase complex, class III, type II; phosphatidylinositol 3-kinase complex, class III, type I; phagophore assembly site. Gene Ontology annotation, molecular function: phosphatidylinositol 3-kinase binding; protein-macromolecule adaptor activity. Gene Ontology annotation, biological process: autophagosome assembly; cellular response to nitrogen starvation; late endosome to vacuole transport.
ACAAUACGGAAGUGGAAACAGAAGUCCCGAGGUGCAGGCAAAAUGCAACAGUCACACUAAACAAGUGAUUUCUAAUUUUCUUCGCCCGCAAGUCAGGAUUAUUAUGCAAUAGUUUUCAUUUUUCACAAGCGACACUCGCGAUGGAGGGCUCCAAGUCGUCGAGCACAACCAUGCAGGUCAGCUUCGUGUGUCAGCGGUGCUGUCAGCCGCUCAAACUAGACACGUCAUUCAAUGUGCUUGAUCGGGUUACAAUCCAGGAACUUAUUGCUCCUUUGGUCACAGUGACCCCCAGCAAACAGGCUGACAGCACUGAUGGGGAGACAGCACCAGAGGAGACCUUUGCAGAAAACAAGCCAGAUGGGGUGUCAAGAAAAUAUAUCCCACCUGCACGGAUGAUGUCCACAGAGAGCGCCAACAGCUUCACGCUGAUUGGAGAAGCAUCGGACGGUGGCACCAUGGAAAAUCUUAGUCGUAGGCUAAAGGUGACCAGUGACCUCUUCGACAUCAUGUCGGGCCAGACAGAUGUGGACCACCCACUGUGUGAGGAAUGCACUGACACCCUGCUGGAUCACCUGGACACGCAGCUCAACAUCACAGAGAACGAAUGCCAGAAUUACAAGCAGUGCCUGGAGCUGCUGUCACACCUGCAGGUGGAGGGAGAGGACACCCUGCUGGCAGAGCUGCAUCACCUGAAGGAAGAGGAGGAGGCUCUGGUCCAGGAGCUGGAGGCAGUAGAGGAGCAGAGGGCUAGUGUGGCCCAGGAACUGACCCAGAGCAGGGUCUACUCUCAGCAGCUGGACACAGAGGAGCAACAGUACCAGAAGGAGUACAGCGAGUUUAAACGACAACAGCUGGAGCUGGAUGAUGAGCUGAAGAGUGUUGACAACCAGAUGCGUUACUGCCAGAUACAGCUAGAUCGCCUGAAAAAGACCAACGUCUUCAAUGCCACGUUCCACAUCUGGCACAGUGGGCAGUUUGGUACCAUCAACAACUUCCGCCUAGGUCGACUGCCCAGUGUCCCUGUGGAGUGGAAUGAGAUCAACGCAGCCUGGGGACAGACGGUGCUGCUGCUGCACGCUCUAGCCAACAAAAUGGGCCUGCACUUUCAGAGAUAUCGUCUUGUCCCAUAUGGAAACCACUCAUACUUAGAGUCACUGACAGACAAGUCCAAGGAACUUCCCCUGUACUGCUCAGGUGGCCUGAGGUUCUUCUGGGACAAUAAAUUUGACCAUGCCAUGGUGGCCUUUCUGGACUGUGUCCAGCAGUUCAAAGAGGAGGUGGAGAAAGGAGACACUGGCUUCUGCCUUCCUUACAGGAUGGACGUGGAGAAGGGCAAGAUCGAGGACACGGGUGGCAGCGGCGGCUCCUACUCCAUCAAAACGCAAUUCAACUCUGAGGAGCAGUGGACCAAGGCCCUCAAGUUUAUGCUCACCAACCUAAAGUGGGGACUUGCUUGGGUCACCUCACAGUUCUACAACAGAUAAACUUGAUGGACAAUGCCUUGUGCUAUUGAAUAGUCAUAUUUUCUUCCGAUGAAUGGAUUUUCUGUAAAUCGUAUCAUUUACUUGGCCAAAGUAA